CACAGGGACAACUUAACCUUACCUUUUACCGUUGCUAUGAUGUGGUAAACUUUAUGAAAGUAAACGACGCUGAGGUUAUGCAAUUUUCAGUUUGAUGGUUUCAGGUUUGAGCGGGCUUUAAAAUGCAAACUUCAGGGAUACAACCUACGGGUAAUGUAAAAAAUUUUUUGAGAACAACGUUCAAAUGAAAUUUUCUGAUUUUACAUAAAAAGAGUCUGAAUUGGUACUUGUGUAUGUACUACAGCACACUGGACGGUGUGUCUAAUCAUUGCUCAUCCCGUGAGUGUAAUACAAGUGAGGAGCUGUAUUGAAAAUAAUUCAUGUGUUAAUAAUUACGAAUUGCAUUUGAUGUUUUGAUUCUAGUAGGUUGCUUAAGUUUGACGGCAGUGAAUAGUGAUAAUGUGUUCAUGUCAUUUUCCAGUUGCCACCAUGCUGUGGGUGGUACUUAUAAAACCUUUUACUCAUUCUCCCCGAUAUCAACUGUCAGAUGUGCAGAAUUCUUUGGGCAGUGCUCAAAUAGUGGAUGGACUUUAAAUGUACACCUUGCCAUAUAGUGUGGUAUUGGAUUCAGUAGCAGAAAUGUCAUCAAAUGUUGGUCAAGCUUCAGGGAUACUGGCUAAUAACAGUACGAGUUCUGGAGGACACUUUUUCCACAGAGGAGUACAACAGUCACCAGUGUUCAAUCCCUUGAUUUCUAACCAAGGACAAUCGCUGUAUAAUGGCGUGUUCAGCACACAAACAGGAUAUACAUCACAAAGUUCUUUCUCCACAACCAAUUUCAGUACUUACAGUCAUGUAGAGCCUCACCCAUGGAUGUCUGAAACUCGAGUUAUGCCUGCAGUAAACAGUACUUUGCAGCAGAUAGAAAGGGACAGAGGUAGCAGAGCUCAGUAUAGUGAGAAAACCGUAUCAUGUAGUGGUCAGAGUCUGGCCCAUACAUGUUGUGGUAAUAGAAUAGGAAUUGCAGAGAAUAUUGGCAUGUGUUCUCCUGUUUCUGCAGAAACCUACAGAACAGUAAGCAAAGAACUGUUAAGCAUACAGUCUAAAAGUAAUAACAGCCUGGACUCUCAGGGCUGGUUCUGCAGCCAAGGCAUGAUAGGGUAUGGAAUCCAACAGAAUCAAAACACCCCACAAUUACCAUCAUGCUCUGUUUCACAGAUAAACAUGUUGCUUCAGGAGCAGCCUGAACAUAAGCAUUCAUCAGAUUCUUGUUUUGAUCAUUCACAAACUCAGAGUUCAAACACAAAUAAACAAAGUAAUCAGUGUUCUAAUAAUGGUUUAGUGAAGUCUGAUUGUAUAGAGCAAAAUAAGGAACAAGGAAUCAAAUACUGUAAUCUUCAGAAAGUUCAACAAAAUGGACAACCAAUUGAACAUACUCAGCUGCCUGUACAACUAAAACAGCAAGAGCAGAGUGGUUACGUGGGCCACUCUUCACUGUAUGGUCCUGCAGGUGAACUCCAUGAGGAUAUUCUCUAUUCUCAGGCAUCUCUCGUCCCACACUCGGGCAGUGACGGUUCUCACAAUACUGGACGUUUUCAGGCCCACUUUAUUUCUUCAAAACAUCAGAACACUCUGACAGAUACCAUGUCACCAGUUCUACAGCACUUUCAGGAUCAUGGCCGAUGUGGCCUGGAUGCAGGAAUACCAUGUGAUGUGAUGGAUAGCUGUCUGCAGACAGACAUAAAAAGUGUGAAUGUGUCAUCUAGUGCUAGCUGUUGCCAACUGUCAAUGGAGCCAGCCUGUAACCAGACAGUAUUUGGUAUGCAGAGGUCAGCUGUCAACUAUCAGUCAAACUGUAAUUCUUCUGUCACUGGUGGAGUGCAGUUAUGUUCAAGUACUCAUCAGCUGCAGAUACAAUUCAGUGAGGCUGAUGGCAAGGAAAAUAGCAACCAGGAGUCCUCCAGUGUCACUGGUGAGAGUGACAUCAUUGUAGAAGAGACUGAAGAAGAGAUGACGGAGAGUGAGAUUUCUAUCGAAGAAAUAAAAGGCACUGUGUUUACACAGCAAGAACCUGCCAGGUGCUUGGUAUGCAGCCUCUCAGCAAAUGCCAACAAUCAGUUUAUCCACAUGCAAGGCAACUCACCUGUGACAUCAGCAUCUCACAUUCCUGUGGUAACCAAAUUAGCACAAGUAGUAUUAGACAAUCAAACACAGAUUAUUAAACUUCAAAAUGAUUUCAUAUGCAGACGAUGCUUCAAUUUAAUUGACACAGUUGACUGUUUGGAGGCAAAAUUAGCUGCCCUAAAAAAGGAUAUAAUACAACUGUUUGAAACCCGGCUUAUCGCCUUAAAAGCUCUUGAAAAUUGGAAAGUAAACGAUCUUACAGAAAAAAAUGUGAAGGACCCAAAACCCAGUGAGGAUGUACCUUCAUCUAAAGACCUACCAGUGGAUACUUCACAAAAUAUGUAUAUAGAUAAAUUAGAUAAUAUUGCAGUCAAAUCUUGUGAAAAUGGGGGAAAAAUAGAUAAAGAUAAUGAAGAUAAAAGAAGUAAAAAUUCUGAUGAAAAAGUACUAAUAGAAUAUGAGAAGACCGAUAUUGCUUUUGAUAAACAAAAUGCAUACGAUGAUGGCUCCACAUCAGCAUGUGAUAACACUCUUGAAGUGGAAGUGGCAUCUCAUGUAAAGUUUCAAUGUGAUAUCUGCAGUAAGUCAUUUGCAAACAAAGAAUAUUUAACCAAGCAUCACCAGCAGCAACACACCAAACAGUUUAGCUUUUGUUGUGAUCAGUGUGGGAAGGGAUUCACCUUGAGGCGUGCACUGGAGAACCACCUGUUGCUGCAUGCUGGGGAGUUCCGUUACCAGUGUGAACUCUGUGGUAAGCUCUUCAUUCAGCGUUAUUGUUUGGAUGAUCAUCUGCGUAAGCAUGAGGGCCGAUUUCGUUUUACUUGUCAGCAGUGUGGGAAGGGUUUUAUGUGCCGUAACUCACUGCACAUUCAUACAAGGACUCACACAGGAGAGCGUCCCUUUGUGUGUCAGCACUGUGGUAAAUGUUUCAGUUCCAGCUCAAAUCUUGUGGCUCAUAUUCGUGUGUGUUCCAGAGACCUGCCAUUCAGUUGCAGUCAGUGCACCAAGAGUUUUGCUCUCAUGGCGCGACUCAGGGCUCAUGUUUUGUCGCAGCACGAAGGGCAAUACCGAUUUAAGUGUGCAGUGUGCAGCAAAGGUUUCACAAAGGAUUCUGAUCGAAAAAUUCAUGCACGGUCACAUUCAGGGGAAAAGCCCCAUAAAUGUGUUAUCUGUGGUAAAUGUUACAGUAGUAUAGGGAAUCUGAAUCAGCAUGCAAAGCAGCAUGAUCGGGAGCGACCUUUCAAGUGUUUGAUAUGUGGCCAAGGUUUCUUGCGCCGAGAAACCCUUGCUGGUCAUAUGAAUCAGCAUACUGGUGCUCGUCCAUUUAGUUGUGAUCUGUGCAACAAAACAUUUAUGUCAAAACGAAACCUGUAUGCACAUCAUAAGUGGCAUGCAGGUACCAUCAAGCGCUACACUUGUACCAUAUGUGGAAAAUCAUUUAACCAUGGUUUACAGGUCCACAUGAGGACCCAUUCAGGUCAUAAACCUUACACAUGUUCAGAAUGUGAUAUGGCCUUUACUGUUAGAAGUACCUUAAGCAAACAUGUAAAAAGCAAACACCAGAAAGCUAUAGGCAUACAGUUUGAAAAGCAAUCUUAAUAUGUAAAAAAAAAAAGUCAUGCUUUGUUGGGUUACUGAUAUGUUGACAAAUGUCAAUAACACACUUAAUGAAAGUUGUUCAUUUUAUUUAUU
Molecule: messenger RNA, 3756 nt
Organism: Cryptotermes secundus
Lineage: Eukaryota; Metazoa; Arthropoda; Insecta; Blattodea; Kalotermitidae
Exons: 2
Coding region: 535-3663 (1042 amino acids)
Cellular component (GO): nucleus
Source: RefSeq, a predicted model, not a curated record